CAGGGAUUGGGAAGUGGAAACUAAGAUUCACUUUCUCAAAACCCCAGAAAAAGAAAUUCAACAUAAGUUUCUAAGAUUUGCUUUCUCAAUUCAGCAAUUGGGUCUCUCAUACCAUGAUGUAUUGAUUGAAGAACCUCCCUCCAUCUGUUUAAAGAUGAUUCCAAACUUCAUCUUCUGAUUGAGCAUAACAGUACUGAAAAUAGCUUUUUUUCCUUUCUUUGCUUGAUUUAAAUGAAUGAUGCCCUAAAUACACAAACUUUUGGACAUGCAAAGUGAACACGUGCUGCUACAAUGUGUUGUUCUGAUUGCUAACAUCAAUCGAACUGUGUUAUCAGAUGGAUCGAAUUGCCUAAAAAUAGGUUGCUCAGAAAUUUCUUUCUCCAUUUGUGAAACAAGUUAGUCACAUCUAGUGCUAUAUUCAUACAUGCCAUGUUAUUUUUUCAUCUUUUUCAUCUUUUUCAUCACAUCAGUUAAUUAAUCUCACCAUGGACACAAAGAAGUUACAUGAAGUACAAUUCCUGUGAGUCUCUAAGAGACGUGCCUUUUUUCUGCAAAAUCAUUCAGGUGUCCUUAUUCAAUAAUUUAGCCCUAUGAAAUAGAUUAUUUAUGACACAGUACAGUGGCUUCUAUGGCUAUAUAGAUAUAGAUAUAUAGAGAGAGAGAGCUCUUAAUCGUGGUUAUUUGUCUCUCUUUUUUAAAAUAGAGAUUAAGUUCCAUUCAUGACACCCCACCACAUUCUCUUUCUCAAAAUCCAGAAAAUAAUAAAAAAAUGAAGGUACACUCAGCAUGCACAUUGUAUCAAUUUAUUCUUGCCCAUGAUUGGUAUCUAUAAUUUGGUCUAAGAUUACAUCCUAUCAUCCAAAUCUGAUUCAUCAGCAGCUCUGGUGGACUUGGUUUAUGAAUAAACAAAACAACAAAGAAAAAGGUAAAGGCAAUGGAGCUACUAGGCUCAAAAACCGACAGAACACAAACAAAAGGGGAAAAAAAAAUAACUGGGUUGUGAAACGGUCCAUGGUUAAGCAUUUUCUAUCCAAACACUGCUUUUACUUUUGCUUUUUAAAAGCUAAAGAUGACACCAAAGUAGUGUGUAUGUAUGUAUAUUUGUGUGGGAGAAAAUAAGAGAGGGGAAAGAGAAGACGACAUAGGAUGCUGCUACACUGUUACCUCUGAGCUCUUAACAUUACAACACAUAACACUUCUCACACGCACUCUUUCUCUUUCUCUUUCUCUCUCACCAUCUGCUACUUCAUAUUCAGCACAACUCUAUGAUAUUGCUAUUAUUCCAACUGCACUUCCUUAACUUGUAAGCCAGUUAUCCCAAAAAUGGGAACUUCAACUCUUGGCCUUGUACUUGUACCACUUCUUUUGUGCUUUGCUUCUGUUUCCUCUCUUCCCAUGUCUCUGAGAAGGCAAGCCUCUAUCUUGGUUUCCCUCAAACAAGAUUUUGAGGCUAACACUGAUUCUCUCGGAAGCUGGGACAUGACUAAUAGUGUGUCCCUUUGCACUUGGGAGGGUAUUGAGUGUGACCAAAAGAAUAGGUCAGUGGUGUCAUUGGACAUAACCAACCUCAACCUUUCUGGCACACUUUCACCUUCCAUCACAGCACUCAGGAGCCUUGAGAGUGUAUCACUUGCUGGGAAUGGCUUCUCAGGAGGGUUCCCUAGUGAUAUUCACAAGCUGGCAGGGCUGAGAUUCCUCAACAUAUCCGCCAACAAGUUCAGUGGAGACAUGAAUUGGGAGUUCUCUAUGUUGAAAGAGCUUGAGGGGCUGGAUGCUUAUGACAACGAGUUCAACUGCUCCCUCCCUCUUGGUGUCACUCAGCUCCCCAAGCUCAAUACCUUGAAUUUUGGCGGGAAUUUUUUCUAUGGUGAGAUCCCUCCAAGCUAUGGAGACAUGGUUCAGCUCAACUUUCUGUCUCUUGCCGGAAAUGAUUUGAGGGGUGUCAUACCAUCUGAGCUUGGGAAUCUCACUGACCUGACACAGCUUUUCUUGGGAUACUACAAUCAGUUUGAUGGUGGAAUCCCUCCUCAGUUUGGUAAGUUGGUUAAUUUGACUCAUCUUGACCUUGCAAGCUGUGGUUUGACAGGUCCAAUUCCGGCUGAGUUGGGAAAUCUCAACAAAUUAGACACUCUCUUUUUGCAAACUAACCAGCUCAGUGGCUCAAUCCCUCCCCAACUAGGCAACAUGAGUGGCAUGAAGUGUCUUGAUCUGUCAAACAAUGAGCUAACAGGAGACAUCCCCAAUGAGUUUUCAGGCCUUCACCAACUCACCCUCUUGAACUUGUUCAUCAACAGGUUGCAUGGUGAAAUUCCACCUUUCAUUGCGGAGCUGCCUAACUUGGAAGUGCUGAAACUUUGGCAGAACAACUUCACAGGGGCAAUUCCCCCAAGACUUGGCCAAAAUGGUAAAAUGGUUGAGCUUGACCUGUCAACAAACAAGCUCACUGGAUUGGUGCCUAAAUCUCUUUGCCUUGGGAGGAGGCUGAGGAUUUUGAUUCUUCUCAAUAAUUUUCUCUUUGGAUCUUUGCCGGCUGAUAUUGGCCAAUGCUACACACUACAGAGAGUUCGUUUGGGACAGAACUAUUUGACAGGGUCAAUACCAAAUGGUUUUCUGCACUUGCCUGAGUUAGAUCUUUUAGAAUUGCAGAACAAUUACCUCAGUGGUUGGCUUCCACAAGAGACAAACACUGCACCCUCUAAACUUGGACAGUUGAAUCUAUCAAACAAUCGCCUAACCGGGUCUCUACCAAGCUCUAUUGGAAACUUUCCCAACUUGCAAAUUCUGCUGCUUCACGGAAAUAGACUCUCAGGAGAAAUUCCUCCAGAUAUAGGGAGGUUAAAAAAUAUCCUCAAGUUGGAUUUAAGUGUCAACAACUUCUCAGGCACCAUCCCUCCAGAGAUAGGUAACUGUUUGUUGCUCACCUAUUUAGAUUUGAGCCAAAACCAACUGUCAGGUCCUAUCCCAGUUCAGCUUUCUCAAAUUCACAUAAUGAACUAUCUCAAUGUCUCAUGGAACCACCUAAACCAAAAUCUUCCCAAGGAACUUGGGGCCAUGAAGGGCUUGACUUCAGCAGAUUUUUCUCACAAUGACUUCUCUGGUUCAAUACCUGAGGAGGGGCAGUUUUCAGUGUUUAACUCUACAUCCUUUAUUGGGAAUCCUCGACUCUGUGGAUAUGAAAUGAAUCCAUGUAAACAUUCUUCAAAUUCUGUAUUGGAGUCCCAAGACAGUAGCAGCACAAAGCCUGGUGUUCCUGGGAAGUAUAAGCUUCUUUUUGCAGUGGCACUGUUGGCUUGUUCGUUAGCAUUUGCAACCUUGGCCUUUAUCAAGAGCAGGAAGCAAAGAAGGCACUCCAAUUCAUGGAAGCUCACAACAUUUCAGAAACUGGAAUAUGGAAGUGAAGACAUCAUAGGGUGCAUAAAGGAAAGCAAUGUCAUAGGAAGAGGAGGAGCUGGGGUUGUGUACCAUGGAACCAUGCCAAAUGGAGAGCAAGUAGCUGUGAAGAAGCUGUUAGGAAUCAACAAAGGAUGUUCUCAUGAUAAUGGUCUCUCUGCAGAAAUAAGGACACUAGGCAGAAUCAGGCACAGGUACAUUGUGAGGUUGCUGGCAUUUUGCUCAAAUAGAGAGACCAAUUUGCUUGUUUAUGAGUACAUGCCAAAUGGAAGCUUGGGAGAGGUUUUGCAUGGGAAAAGGGGAGAGUUUCUCAAGUGGGAUACCAGGCUGAAAAUAGCAACAGAAGCUGCAAAAGGACUUUGCUAUUUACACCAUGAUUGUUCCCCUCUGAUAAUCCACAGAGAUGUGAAGUCAAACAACAUACUAUUGAACUCUGAAUUUGAGGCUCAUGUUGCUGAUUUUGGACUUGCCAAGUUCUUGCAAGAUACUGGGACAUCAGAGUGCAUGUCAUCCAUUGCUGGUUCUUACGGUUACAUAGCUCCAGAAUAUGCAUACACGUUGAAAGUUGAUGAGAAAAGUGAUGUCUACAGCUUUGGAGUGGUGUUGCUAGAACUACUAACUGGUAGAAAGCCAGUGGGGAAUUUUGGGGAAGAAGGAGUAGACAUUGUUCAGUGGACCAAGUUGCAAACAAAUUGGAGCAAAGAGAAAGUGGUGAAGAUUCUUGAUGAAAGGCUAUGUCACAUUCCCUUAGAUGAAGCAAAGCAGGUAUACUUUGUGGCCAUGUUAUGUGUUCAGGAACAAAGCGUGGAGAGACCAACCAUGAGGGAAGUGGUUGAAAUGCUUGCACAAGCAAAGCAACCAAACACAUUCCAAAAGCAGUGAUCUACUACUACCAAAGAAGCAAAAGAAAAGUUAAAGAACAAAUAAAGAAAAAGCUGAGUCUAUGCAUGUGUCUUACAUGUGUUAAUGCUGUCGGUUGGUGGUGAUGUCAAUUUUCCUAACUAGUUUGUCAUUUGAGUUUUAAAGGAUUAACACUUAGCUGUGGGAACAUGGGACUUGCAAAUGUUGUAGGAAUACUGCAGAAUUUACUAUAGUUGGAGAAUGAUGCUAAAGGGGAAAGAGAACCAAUGUUGAUAAUGUCACAGGAGUAUGUACAAUACGUGGGGAUUGGAGUUAGGGUACUGGCAUCUCUUUUUCUACUUACUUCCUUAUAAUAAGCCUCAAAAUUACAAUUUCCUUACCA
Messenger RNA from Vigna angularis (adzuki bean), 4633 nucleotides. RefSeq names its product leucine-rich repeat receptor-like serine/threonine-protein kinase BAM3. Lineage: Eukaryota; Viridiplantae; Streptophyta; Magnoliopsida; Fabales; Fabaceae. The transcript is spliced from 3 exons. The record is from RefSeq and is a predicted model, not a curated record. Gene Ontology annotation, biological process: protein phosphorylation. Gene Ontology annotation, molecular function: protein kinase activity; ATP binding; receptor serine/threonine kinase binding. The coding region runs from base 1324 to 4272 and encodes 982 amino acids.